UUUUGUUUAAGACUAUUUUAUAACUUAAUUUAGAUUCUUUUCUUGUUUAGUGGUAUUUAAAUUUCAUUUGAUGACACAAAAGUAGUUUUUCUUCAUAUUUGUUUGUUUCUACAAGUGUCUCUCUGCUUCUUCUUCACUCCCCCUUUUACAGAUUAUCUCUGUUUUUUUCUAUAACAUACAUGUUUUCCAUUCAGUACACAUUUUGUUCUUUCUCCUAAAAAAAAUUCUUUUGGAAACAUAUGGUGGAAGAAGCAAUUUCUUGUGAUAAGUGGUUGAAAAGUUGGUUGAUAUUCUGAUGGAAAUUGAAAAGGCUAGUGGGUAUUUUUUUUAAGGAAUUUUAUUUUAAACCCAUUUUUUUAAUCAAAUAGUAAAUACAAAAAAAAAUUGAAGUAAAAAAUUUGAAAAAAAAAUUGGAAAAAAAAUGGAAGCAGAAGAUAAUCAAAAGGGUUUAGAGAGGGUAUUAUCACAGAAGGCUUUGGCAAUGAGCAGUUCAUUUCCAUGUCAAAUAUGUGUGGUGGGUUUUUUGUGUGGAGUUUGUCUAACUUCUUUAUUCAUGGCUUCUCUUACUUCUUUUGGUCAUUUUCAAUUCAAUGGGAUUCAAUUUCAUCAUAUUUCAGCUGGGAUUUUACCAUGGAAUUCUGAUUCUCUCAUUACUUAUGGAGAUAAUAACUCCAUAACAUUAAGAACAAUGGAGAAAGAAGUAAACCCAAGUGGAGAAAAUUGGUGUUGUAAUGAGGAAAAAGUAUCAUUGCUAUAUUCAGCUUGGAGUACCUUACUAAAUGAAUCCCUAGACCCAUCAGCGAACGAACAGCCUAGUGUUCCAAACGCCCCUCAUUUGGAAAAUUGCAAGUUAAGAGCAAAAACGAACAAGCGACUUGAUGAACGCGUUGGUAACGCAACAUUUCCCCCUUGGACCCUUUGGAAAGGAUCAUUAGACGUCUACUCGAAGGUUUCGGAGGACCUACAAUUGAGUGAUUUCCGACAUCAAGAUAUAUUGGAAGGUGCUUACCCUCCUUGGAUUACAGGAUCGGAUGAGGAAAAUUAUCCCUUGACGAGGAAGGUCCAGCGUGAUAUAUGGCUGCAUCAGCAUCCUUUGAACUGCCAUGAUCCUCGAGUGAAAUUUCUUGUGGCUGAUUGGGAAAGGCUACCGGGUUUUGGUAUAGGUGCACAAAUUGCGGGAAUGUGUGGACUUCUCGCUCUUGCGAUUACUGAGAAGCGGGUGCUUGUAACGAAUUACUACAACCGUGCUGAUCAUAAUGGCUGCAAAGGCUCAUCUCAUGCACAUUGGUCGUGCUACUUCCUUCCGGAAACAUCCCAAGAAUGUCGUGAUCGUGCUUUUGAACUCGUGCAUCGAAAAGAAGCGUGGGAUGAGGGUAUUAUAAAAGCGAAAGAGAACUACACAUCUAAAGAAAUUUGGGCCGGUCGGACUCCAAGAAACUGGGGUACUCCUUGGAGUUAUUUGCAACCUACAACGGAGAUUAAUGGGAGUUUUGUAGGGUUUCAUCGGAAAAUGGAUCGAAGAUGGUGGCGAGCACAGGGUGUACGAUACUUGAUGAGGUUUCCGACUGACUACACAUGCGAACUAAUGAAUGCUGCCCGGCAUGCUGCAUUUGGGAAGGAAGCUGCCAAAAUGGUUCUCUCAAAUUAUAAGGAGGAAUGGCUUAAGGAAAAUUCAGACCACCCUGCAUCAGAAAUAGAAAAAUAUGUGUGGUCUAAUCACAAACCCUGGAUACCGAGACCAAUUCUAAGCAUGCACGUACGAAUGGGAGACAAAGCUUGCGAAAUGAAGGUCGUUGAGUUCAACGAGUACAUGCGCCUUGCUGAUAAGAUACGAAAACAAUUCCCAAAUCUCCGAAGCAUCUGGCUAUCAACCGAGAUGCAAGAAGUUAUCAACCUGACCGAGCAUUACACACCGUUUGGAUGGAACUUCUAUUACACAAAUGUAAAAAGGCAGGUCAAUAAUAUUACGAUGGCAACCUAUGAGGCGAGCCUAGGAAGAAAAACAAGUACGGAAUAUCCUUUAGUCAAUUUCUUGAUGGCUACUGAGGCGGAUUUCUUCAUAGGUGCGUUGGGUUCAACUUGGUGUUUUUUGAUCGAUGGCAUGAGAAACACCGGAGGUAAAGUUAUGGCGGGAUAUCUUAGUGUUAAUAAGGACAGAUUUUGGUGAACGGAAAAGGUCGGAAAGUGUAUAGUUCAUCUUGGAUUCUGAUAACAUUCAAUCACAAUUUUGCUACAUUUUGUACAAAAAUAAGGGAAAUAUGUAUAUUUGAGGUUCAUAAUUGUACCAUAUAUGAUUUUGAUUUAUCAGACUUUAAGCUGGCAAAAAAUGACUUAAUAUGACAAUGAUUGAAUAGUUAGUGUCUAGGCUUCUCAACCAUGUAAGAGAGAAGGGUCAA
This is a messenger RNA of Amaranthus tricolor (Joseph's coat), 2396 nucleotides long. RefSeq lists its product as uncharacterized. Lineage: Eukaryota; Viridiplantae; Streptophyta; Magnoliopsida; Caryophyllales; Amaranthaceae. The transcript is spliced from 8 exons. The record is from RefSeq and is a predicted model, not a curated record. Gene Ontology annotation, biological process: protein N-linked glycosylation. The coding region runs from base 422 to 2167 and encodes 581 amino acids. Gene Ontology annotation, molecular function: alpha-(1->6)-fucosyltransferase activity.